AAAAAGAAAAAAGAAAAAAGAAAAAAAAAAGAAGCACCUUUGCACUUCUAGCUUUUCCAAAUCCAACUUGUCAUAAAGAUGAAAAGUUUCUUUGCGCUCCUAGCCUUCUCUUCACUUCUUUUGUUGUCAAGUACCAUCAUAGCAAGGAAAGAGCCUGUUGAAUAUGUGAAGACUGUCGUGGAGCAAGUUGCUAAAGAUCUUUCUGUAGAUCCAUCAUUCGCUGUCCCUUUUUACCGCAGUAACAAAAAUGGCCAAUCUGUUGACCCAUCAUCUGCUGUCCCCUUUCACCAUGGAAAUAAAAAUGGCCUUUCUAUAGAUCCAUCAUCCGCUAUCCCUGUUUAUCGUGGUAACCAAAAUGGUCAAUCUAUUGAUCCAUCAGCUGCUAUCCCCAUUUACCAUGGUAACCAAAAUGGCCAAUCUAUUGACCCAUCAUCUGCUCUCCUCAUUUACCGCAUUAACCAAAAUGGUCUUUCUAUAGAUCCAUCAUCUGCUGUCCCCUUUUACCAUGGAAAUAAAAAUGGAUUUUCUAUUGAUCCAUCAUCUGCUGUCCCCUUUUACCAUGGAAAUAAAAAUGGUCUUUCUGUAGAUCCAUCAUCUGCUAUCCCUGUUUACCAGGGAAACCAAAAUGGUCAAUCUAUUGACCCAUCAUCUGCUGUCCCUGUUUACCGUAGUAACCAAAAUGGCCAAUCUAUUGACCCAUCAUCUGCUGUCCCCAUUUACCAUGGAAAUAAAAAUGGCCUUUCUGUAGAUCCAUCAUCCGCUAUCUUUGUUUAUCGCGGUAACCAAAAUGGUCAAUCUAUUGAUCCAUCAUCUGCUAUCCCUGUUUACCGUGGUAACCAAAAUGGCCAAUCUAUUGACCCAUCAUCCGCCAUCCCCGUUUACCACGGUAACCAAAAUGGCCAAUCUAUUGACCCAUCAUCCGCUCUCCUCAUUUAUCGCAUUAACCAAAAUGGUCUUUCUAUAGAUCCAUCAUCUGCUGUCCCCUUUUACCAUGGAAAGAAAAAUGGAUUUUUUGUUGAUCCAUCAUCUGCUGUCCCCUUUUACCAUGGAAAUAAAAAUGGUCUUUCUGUAGAUCCAUCAUCCGCUAUCCCUGUUUACCAGGGAAACCAAAAUGGUCAAUCUAUUGACCCAUCAUCUGCUGUCCCUGUUUACCGUAGUAACCAAAAUGGCCAAUCUAUUGACCCAUCAUCUGCUGUCCCCAUUUACCAUGGAAAUAAAAAUGGCCUUUCUGUAGAUCCAUCUUCCGCUAUCUUUGUUUAUCGCGGUAACCAAAAUGGUCAAUCUAUUGAUCCAUCAUCUGCUAUCCCUAUUUACCGUGGUAACCAAAAUGGUCAAUCUAUUGACCCAUCAUCUGCUGUCCCCGUUUAUCGCGGUAACCAAAAUGGCCAAUCUAUUGACCCAUCAUCCGCUCUCCUCAUUUACCGCAUUAACCAAAAUGGUCUUUCUAUAGAUCCAUCAUCUGCUGUCCCCUUUUACCAUGGUAACCAAAAUGGCCUUUCUAUGGAUCUAUCAUCCGCUGUCCCCUUUUACCGCGGAAUCAAAAAUGGCCUUUCUGUUGACCCAUCAUCUGCUGUCCCCUUUUACUAUGAAAACAAAAAUGGCCUUUCUGUAGAUCCAUCAUCUGCUGUCCCCUUUUAUCGCGGUAACCAAAAUGGUGAACAAAACUCUAAAGCCAAUGAAAAAGGUGCCACCAAAAAUCUUUCCACUGACCAAUAAAAUGUAGAAGCAGAUGAUAAGGAAAAUCAAACUUCAAAAGAAAAUCCAAUCAAGAGGAUCUCUAUUGUUAUAAUAAAAAUAAUAAAGGAUUGUACUUUGAAGUUUGUGAAUGCCGUAUAUGGCAAAGUGUAUUAGUACCUUGAAUGAUGUAUGUUCUAUGUAUGCUAUUUUCUAGUUAAAUAAACUUUUAAGGCUUGUUUUAUAUCUAAA
Molecule: messenger RNA, 1926 nt
Organism: Ziziphus jujuba (common jujube)
Lineage: Eukaryota; Viridiplantae; Streptophyta; Magnoliopsida; Rosales; Rhamnaceae
Product: adhesin AWP1
Exons: 2
Coding region: 79-1716 (545 amino acids)
Source: RefSeq, a predicted model, not a curated record